AUGAUGAUGAUGUCGAGUAAGAGCGUGGAGUGGCUGCAGGAGGAGCUGGAGUCCGGGGCCGGCUCUCUGCUGCUGCUGGACUGCAGACCCCAUGAGCUGUACGAGUCCUCGCACAUCGAGUCCGCCAUCAACCUGGCCAUCCCGGGCCUCAUGCUGCGGAGGCUGAAGAAGGGAAACCUCCCCAUCCGCUCCAUCAUUCCCAACAACGAGGAUAAGGAGAAAUUCGUCAAGCGCUGCAAGACGGACGUGGUGGUCCUGUACGACGAGGCGAGUCCAGAGCGACAGGAGUCCGGGCUGGGGAGCUCCGUGCUGGGGCUGUUGCUGCAGAAACUGCGGGACGACGGCUGCAAGGCUUUCUUUUUGGAGGGUAAGACCUCAGGGGUGGAUGAAGACCCUCUAAUUCUGACUAAACUCACACUGACAGAAGGACAGAGUGAUUAUUUCCCCUCAGUUUGAUGACCUGAUGUUACAUAUGUGCUUGUUUGAUUUCCAAACAAACACUGAACUGAUCUAGUAUCCCUAAUUCUGGAUAUUAUUGAAGUAUUUUGCCUCAUAGCUCCUGUUUCUGUACCCAGUAUGAAGUGUUUUAGUAAAAAACAUGAUCUUAGAUGAAUAAUUUGUGCAGUAUUAGUGUUGUUACAGAUUAUUUACAUGCUCAUGGUAGUUUAGGUUUAACAGUCUGCUAUAAAAAGCAAAAACUCAGGUCUCUUAUUUUAGUGUUGUUUGUUAAAAUAUGAUUUAACUCAUUUAGUGAUUAUAUAAAACAUGUCAGUGUGAAGUAAGCUGAUUGUGAACUUCUCUUUCAUGUCUCCGCCAUGAUUUACCGCCAUGACUUUAAUAUAAAAAGGAUUGCUUCCCUUUACCAAGUGAGGAGUCUAUACAGCUGUUUGAAGUGUGUUUUUGAUUAAAUCCUAUAGAAAUGUCCCCGCCAUGUUGUGCCCCUUCAGCAAAAGCGUUUUUUAAUGAAUGAACUGAGAAAAAAAGAGAAAAAGAGGCGUGCGCUGGAGGAUUAAAAACGACCAGUUUCAUCUGUAAAAGCGGACAGCUUCAUGUCAAACAUGUGACAUGCUUUUUUUAAAAUGUUGAACUAGUUUGACUUGCAGAUCACUGCGGGAAAUGUUUCACUGGAGUCACAUACCGAGCUGCCAUUCACAAAAAGUCCACUGAGCAGAGUAGUGAGUGUUGUAAGUGUCCUUCUCUGCUGCUGCUGCUGCUGCUGCUGCUGAUUCUCCCCAGGGCUCAGCUUUUCUCAAUGGAGCACAUCUGUCCAGCAUGUUGGCUUUUUCAUAAUGACGCAAAUAUCACGUUAUUCUCACAUCACCCGGCACACUCAGGCCUGAUGCAGUGGUUCAUAAAAACAUGGUGUGAAAACAGUAGCUACAUUUUUAAGACAAAUCUAUUCUUUUAGUUAUUGCUUUUGGAAUAAACACGAAAAAUGGUAUAAAAAGAUAGAUUUCUGACUUAAUCGUGAUGUACUGAUUGUGAUUAUAGUCAGAAAAUUUUAACUAUCUUGACCAAAAAAAUGAUGAAAUCACAUAAUUUAACCCAACUACCUUUUUCUAAAUGCUGCAGGGGUUUUAAUUUGAAGUGUUUUAUCUGCAGAAAGAGUACAACUCUUAUUUUUUAAACAGAACAAAACAAUUUUAUUCGUUUUCUACUUAUUUCUUCAAGAUUAUAGCUUAACUGUUUAUUUUUAUAUUCUGAAUCAGAGCUACUCAGAGGUCCAAAUAUCCCCCCAUUUAUUCCCUCCAUGGAAAUUAUUUCUGGUUCUUAUUUUACUAUUCAGGUUUUUAUAUCCAGCUAACAAAGCCAGAAGCCCUUUUAAGAUGCUGAAUCACGUCUCUGGUCACUUCAGGGGCACACUUUUUAUACCACCCAUUGAUUUCAUUUUCCCUUUUCUUAAUACUGACAUCAUUUUCUGUUAUUUUCCCUCAGGGGGCUUUAACAAGUUCCAGUCUGAGUACCCCGAGCACUGCGAGACCAAUCUGGACUGCUCGUGUCCCAGCAGCUCCCCGCCGUCCUCUGUCCUCGGUCUCGGAGGACUCCGAAUCAGCUCGGACUGUUCCGACGGGGAAUCGGACCGAGAGCCGGGUAGCGCCACCGAGUCAGAGGGUAGCCCGCUCCCCAACAACCAGCCAGCGUUCCCAGUCCAGAUCCUGCCGUACCUUUACCUGGGCUGUGCCAAAGACUCCACAAACCUGGAUGUGCUCAGCAAGUACAACAUCAAGUACAUCCUCAACGUGACGCCCAACCUGCCCAACAUGUUUGAACAUGAAGGAGACUUCAAGUACAAACAGAUCCCCAUCUCUGAUCACUGGAGCCAGAACCUGUCGCAAUUUUUCCCUGAAGCCAUUUCAUUCAUAGGUGAGUGAGAGGAGGGAUAGAUCCAGGCUGUGUCCACGUGCUGUGACUAUGUCAGCGUGGUAAUGGUUAUUCAGUUCAUUAUUUUGUGUUUCUUAACACCUUACUCUACAAAAUAUGAAAAUAACGCCAGGGAAAAUAUUCACAGAUUCUUACAAUUUAAGACAGAAAGAUAUUAUGCCGACUGUCUGGCAUGAUAAAUAAAAAGCUGUGCAUUUUAUGGAAACACAAUCAUAUUCUGGGCUGGAUCUGCUACUGAUCAAAUAACAAAAAAAUCACAUGAAUUUAGGGGUGAGAGAAAUAAUUGCUACAGCAUUGUAUCGCGAUAUUUUGUCUGGUGAUAUAUCGUACCAUCUCAUUGACCAAAUUUUUUCAAAUUAAUUGUUAAUAUGAAGUCAAAUGUAUGAUAAUAGAAACAUAAAAUCAACUAUUUGUCUAGUGAGGUUGGCAGAGGAGACACCAAAGAGCAGGAGAAAGUUAGUACAACAAAUAAAUAUAUAAGGUUUGCAAGAUGUGCUACAUGAAAAUAAAAUACAGCGUAAAUAAGACAAACAGAAAGGAAAGACAAAUGCUAAAUUAGCUUAACAGUAAAAAAAAAUGUAUUAAUCGCAAUAUAUUGUAUCGCAAUACUUACUGUUUUGCAAAAUGUUAAAAAUCGCAAAAAUAUCGUAUUGUGGCCCAAGUAUCGUGAUAAUAUUGUAUCAUGGGGCCACUGGUGAUUCCCACCCGGGAAUUUCGAUAAUUUUAGUGCUGCAAACCAACAUUAACUUUAGUAAGUUAACUUUUAAAACAAAGACACGUGUACAUAAUCACUCCUUGUCGAGUGUAUGUGCUUGAGAGUAGUGUUGUAAAUAAGAGAAAAGCAAAAAAUGGUAAAAUCUGUGAAUUUUUGGGUAUGUUUUUCUUCUGGAGGUACUUUAUUUGAUCUCUAACUAUUAUCAAAAUCAUGCAGCCAGUGAUCCCCUCUUGGUCUUUAAACAACAAAAAAAAUCAUCCCACUGAGCUGAGGCUUCAUUAAAGAUUUUAGUUUUGUUUAUUGUGACUAUAGCCCAAAACUUAAACUUGUUCAAUCAGCCGUGGUAGUUAUAAAUGUGGGUUAGGAAUUAGACUUACAGAUAUGCUAAACUAGUGAUGAAUCCAAUUAUUAUUGUAGGCCUGAGGUGUUUGUAUGUUGUGUCUAAGCCUCCUGUCACAAGUCGGGAAUGUAGCUUUGGUUCGUGGCUGCCAUAAAGCAAUAAACUCGACUAUCUGGAUGUAAACAAACAAAAAUGACAGACUGCAUCUUUAAAUUCCAUUUGAAUGAGUAGGAAAUUAGUCAGUUGGGAGCAUCUCUUAAGAGAUAUCCAAAACAACAACGAUUACUCAUCCUGAGAAACCGUAAUGAGUGAGAGUUUUCCUGUAAAAUGUCAGGAUUAACAAAUCUGUCUUUGCUUUAAACGUGUUUCCAAAUACUUCUCGACAAAAUCACGGGGGAAGAUCUCCAAGCUGCUGUCAGCGUCCUGCUCCCCUCUUGAUAAAAUAUGGAUAUGAAAUCAUGAAAUGAAAAGCAAAGUCUUGAAUAAAACAUGGGAACAGAUUCUUUCUGAAUGGGGUCAGAAGAAUUUCAUCCCUCGUCCAAGUUCCAGUAUUUCCCAUCAUUCCCGUCAUUCCCUCUCUCAGUGCAUUCCCAGAGAGUGAGUAAAUUCCCUCAGUGAGUCAGAGCAAGCCAGAGUAUUUAUGUUGCUCUUAGAUCGUCCAGAUCCCUGACAUGUCUCUUUUUUUUUCUCCUAAUCUUGGACCGAUGUUUCUGCUCAGGUGGGAGGAAGUGUGACAUAUGCCAGAGCCAGGGGUCGUGGCAGAUUUGGGUCACGCCGAUGUUAAAUGACGCUGUCUGGCGGGCUGUAAUGUGCAGGGAUUACAUCAGGUCUUUUAGCGAACAGCGGGCUAAUUAUGGGUAAAGGAGACCCAGAUGUUACCAUAUGCUGUUCUGUUUUAACUAUGGAUGCCUCAAAUAUCUGAGAGAUUAUUCAAUUAACAUGUUUGCUAAUGAGUUCAAGAUUAUUUUAAGAGAUGCAGAAAUGGACAAAGAUGUGUUUGAAUUUGAAAUCUUAAUCCAGAACCCGGAGAUCAGCCCUGAACAGAUUAACCGCUGGUUACUCAUUCAACUACCGAGUCUUGCUCCUUUGUGUUCAGGGUCUCCCUGUGUGGAUUAUUUCUGGCUCCCUUCUUUGUGGAAAGUGAGCACACAUUACAUUUAAAUGUAAUUUGGCAUCAGCUCUGCAGCCCGAGCUCAUGAGCCUGUGAGCCGUCUGACCCCAAUCCUACAACGAGAGAGCGAGGGGGAGAGGCAGAGAGAGCGAGAGAUAAAGGAGAGGAUGAGAGAGAGAGAAAGGAAGAAAGGAAAGCAGCACUUAACUCUUGCUCUUACGGCUCGUCCUGAUGCAAAGUGCAAGGCCUCAGCUCUGAUUGAAGCUGGAGGAUGUAGCUUGUAAAUAAUGUAAGAUGUUUUUAUUCAGCUUUUUCCACAGAAUGAGAGCAAGAAAGCAGAAUGAAACGCGUCUCUCCGCUAUCGUUGAGGAAGGUCAUUCUGAAAAGAAAGUAUAAUAUAAUGAUAGAUAAUGUAUUUGAAUAUCUAUCUGAAUAAUCCUCCAAAGUAUGAUGAUGUUACUCUACAACUCUGGCUGUGUUUAAAAUAUUCUGUUAUUGCUUCUCCAGUUUUAAUAAGUAGUUGAAAUUAUGAUGUUACAGGACAUUGGUUUCGCUCGUGUACAGAGGCUAAAGUCCUCAUUAUUACACGGUCGUAGGAUUGUCUCCUAAUCCCGACUGUCUCUUUCCAACCGUCCUCGGCCAACAAGUCGCUCCUGUGUUUUCAGUCAGUCAUCAGCAAACGAGCUUUUAAGCCAUUAUCAAAGACCAGACUAAACUAAAUGAGCAAAUUUGGCUUCACACUUUACCAACUGGGCUUUGUCAACUUCUAGAAACCAGUGAGAAGAGCGGAGAGAAGGAAAGAAAUGCAAAAAUAUGGUGUGUGAAACAAAAGCUGUCCAAACUUUGGCAGGAAAUUAGGCCUUUCUAGAAUCCCCUUUCUUGUAGUUACAAGCUUAUCUAGAAACUAGAGCCUUCAUAUCCUUUUCCUGAGUUAAAACAAAAAAAAGCUCUGUUAUGUUUAUUAGUGUAAACAUCACAACUCACAUGCUGCCAUCAGAAGCCAAUCUCUCCUUUUUGCUCCUUGCACCAAAACAGUGAAACAAGCUAAUAUCUUGGUCACUUUCCCCUCCUCCUGGUAAACGUAGAUAUGUGCCAGAACCGUCUCAAAAAGAAGUCGAGAAAGUGGUCAGAAAAGUGUCUGGGUAGCAUGUAAAAAAGAAACCUGAUAUUUUGAUCACUUUGAAGUAGGGCUGGGCGAUAUGGCCUCAAAUCAAUAUCACAAUAUAUCAAGCAGUUCACCUCGAUAACCAUAAAUGGACAAUCACUACUCCACAAGCUGCUCACCCCCACCCACAUUAACUUCGUCGCCGCCACUCCAGCCGUUGCAACUUUUGAACUGUCCUCCCAUCUCCUCACCUGUCUUACCCUCUUUUAUACGGACUGGAUGGGGUGGAGUCACGUCUCUGACUUAGGACAGCAUCUUAAAGGGACAUGAGACCAUAGCCUACUUACACAAAUCCAAAACCAACUUUGAUUUAUUUAUUUUUAGGUAUUUUGGUAGCGGUAAAUUUUCAGUUUAUCACCCAGCCCUACUUUGAAGGAUAAAGAGUGCAAUUUUUUCCCCAAAAAAACCAGAGUAGAGAAAAAAACCUUGAGUCUUAAGUCGUCUGCCUUAGUCUGUACGGCAUUACAAUUUCUUGGCAUCAGCUCGUAAGGUCCUUACACACCGGAACCGACGCAAAUAUACAUAUCCGAAUGUAUCUGUAAUGUAUCUGAACAGGUUAGCUUACGAGCUAAAGUUAUUUAGCACAGAUGAAAGUUAAAACAAAGACGUUUAGCAAACUGUUAAAGCACACAAACCAUUGUCAUAUGAGAAACCCGACACUAUGACUCUUUACAAGUUGUCCUUCAGGUCGUUAUCUUUGUAAUAUUUGUGUUUUUUAUCAAAAAUCACUCUGUUCUCCGACACGUAAACAAUCAGCUGGUCGGCCAUGUUGGAUAUAGCAGUGAAUCCGAAAUCGCAACCACAUGGAAUCUGAUUGGUCAGAAGUGGACACACAGAAUGCAAAACUAGAAAAUUCAUCUGUGAUACAAAAAAAUAAAUGCCGCAAUAUCGCAGGACGGAAAAACGACGCUGAUGUGAACGCUUGUAUCAACAGGAUACGGAUUCAGAAAAAUAUAUUGACGUCGGAAAUAAUCAAACGAAAAAAACGCUCCCGGUGUGUAAGGAUCUUUUCAGUAUUUUGGUAUUGGUACAUUUUCGGUUUAUUGCCCGGCCCUACUUUGAAGGAUAAAGAGUGCUAAUUUUACCCCAAAAAACUAGAGUAGGGAAAAAAACCUUGAGUCUUUAGUCGUCUGCUGCAGUCUAUACGGCAUUCCAGUUUCUUGGCAUCAGCCUGAAUAUUGAAGCUUAAAGGAGCUGCAGCAAGACUCCAGUCCAAGAAAGGGGGGAAAAAAAGCUCAUAAACCCUUUUCACACAUAAACUCCUGACAUUUUUUAGAUAACUCCAGGACAUUUAGGCUCAGAUAUUUUCAGAGACUCGCUUUUUUACACAUGCACCCCACAGCGGGAGAGUUUUCCUAUCAGAGGUGUCCUUACCUGAGGUGAGGAGGGUGCCUGGCAAGAGGAGUAGGCUCUUUUUUAACGGUUUCAGUGUUUUUUGGAGUAUGAAUACAAAAGUAGAUUACAGAGAACUGAGGCUCGUAGUAAAGAGACAGCCGAGAGAGACUCCACUCGAUGUGAAUGUCAUCACCUGCCUACUCUCUCUCGUAGUGAAUUGUCCCGAUUUGUAACUGCUGAGUUCACACAUCAGCUCGACAGAAAUCUUGUGAAAACUCAAUCGAUGGGGCGUCGGGAAAAAAUCCAAAUAAAGUUGGGCUGAAAAAUUUGACUUUUUAAAUUCACAUAGACAGGAAUAGUUGGUUACUACAGAGCAGAGCAGGACUCAGGAUGUAACAACCUAAAACCCAGAAGGAUGGCAGAUCAUGAACUGUGCGAAAAUGGCUCAAUAUGUAAUGUCAAUGCUGGUUUUGUUUAUUUUUUUGUUGAUAUGACCAAAAAAAAGGUUUGAAUCAUUGUCUGACCCUCAUCUCCUUCCUCCCCCUUUCCUUAGAUGAGGCGCGCUCCAAAAAGUGCGGCAUCCUGGUGCACUGUUUGGCGGGCAUCAGCCGCUCCGUGACGGUCACGGUGGCCUACCUGAUGCAGAAGCUCAACCUGUCGCUCAACGACGCGUACGACUUUGUGAAGCGGAAAAAGUCGAACAUUUCCCCGAACUUUAACUUCAUGGGCCAGCUGCUGGACUUUGAGCGGACACUGGGUCUCAACAGCCCCUGUGACAACCACUCGACCUCUCCGACGCACGACCAGCUCUUCUUCACCACGCCGACCAAUCACAAUGUGUUUCAACUGGACACGCUGGAGUCCACAUGA
Xyrichtys novacula (pearly razorfish) is the source of this 7918-nucleotide messenger RNA. The record is from the annotation of a GenBank genome assembly. NCBI's taxonomy places the organism in Eukaryota, Metazoa, Chordata, Actinopteri, Labriformes, Labridae.